GCUUAUCUUACAAUUAUGAGAAAAAAAACUGAACAAUUUUAAAUUUAACGAAAAUGCUAUUUUUAAAUCGUGAAGGAAAGUUGCUUAACCGUUUUCUUCUUCCUUUUUAAGCGAUCACCCAGCAUUUAUGCGUCACUACAUCAUUAUACAUAAUUAACCACAUGCAUGGGAGGGAAGGGGUGCUGUAUGUCACUGCGCAUUAGCUAAACCAGAAAAAGGAGAAGAAAAAAAGAAAUUUUUUUCCCCUUUGCGAGUUGAGCAGCAUUUAUCUCCGUCUCAAUUGCAAUAAAAUCCAAUUAUGAUGGCUACUUUCCUCUCGUUGCUUUGCAAAGGAAGGGGGGCAGCUUUGUCAGCAGCUGGAAGAGGACCCCUGUGUUUACCGCGCGUAAAUGGAAACAUCCUGCAGAAUGGCUGUUACCCAUGUGCGGCCCGAAGCUACAGUGAUCAUGUGAAGGACCAUUUUAAUAAACCCAGAAAUGUUGGCUCGUUUGAUAAGAAUGAAAAAAAUAUUGGGACAUCCAUUGUAGGUAAAGCGUCAUGUGGUGAUGUCAUAAAAUUGCAAUUAAAAAUCGAAGACAAUGUGAUUAAAGACGCGAGAUUUAUGGCCUUUGGAUGUGGCUCCGCAAUUGCUAGUAGCUCUUAUGCCACUGAAUUGAUCAAGGGGAAGACCAUCGACGAAGCGCUCAAAAUUAAAAACGACGACAUUGCUUCCCACUUGAGUUUACCUCCAGUCAAAAUCCACUGCAGUUUGUUAGCGGAAGACGCGAUCAAGCACGCCAUAAAAAAUUACAGAGAAAAAGUGAUAAAUUGAUUAGCCGCUGAACGGUGUGAUGCGCGAGUGUAACCUGUGGGUUGGCCAAACACACAGAGUGGUUGGUUAUGACAUGUGAGGUAGACAGUGCUUAAAUGGUUUCAUUCGUAAUAGGGGGCACUGGGGAGGAAUUUUCUUGUUUGCCGUUUUGGCAGCCCCGUUUUCAAUCCAUUUGUGAAGCAGCUUUUACGUGUAAUGCA
Molecule: messenger RNA, 1011 nt
Organism: Plasmodium vivax (malaria parasite P. vivax)
Lineage: Eukaryota; Apicomplexa; Aconoidasida; Haemosporida; Plasmodiidae
Product: nifU protein, putative
Exons: 1
Coding region: 299-811 (170 amino acids)
Biological process (GO): iron-sulfur cluster assembly; intracellular iron ion homeostasis
Cellular component (GO): cytoplasm; mitochondrial matrix
Molecular function (GO): ferrous iron binding; 2 iron, 2 sulfur cluster binding
Source: RefSeq, a predicted model, not a curated record